This is a messenger RNA of Macadamia integrifolia, 1458 nucleotides long. Its product is annotated as E3 ubiquitin-protein ligase AIRP2-like. The record is from RefSeq and is a predicted model, not a curated record. Bases 458 to 1243 code for a protein of 261 amino acids. Gene Ontology annotation, molecular function: ubiquitin protein ligase activity. Gene Ontology annotation, biological process: protein ubiquitination. The transcript is spliced from 5 exons. Lineage: Eukaryota; Viridiplantae; Streptophyta; Magnoliopsida; Proteales; Proteaceae.
AAGAUAAAGAUAAAGAACAGAGAAAAAGGAAAUCAAAUCAUUGUUAUCUUCUCUGACCAAGAAACGAGUCACAGAAGGGAAAGGGGCAAUACCCAAGUGGUAUUUGAUGUGGAGGCGCUAAGAAUAGAAAAGGGUAAGAGAAAACAAAGAAGAUCUAAGCAGAGAAGCUCAAUCCGAACCGAAGCUGCAAAAAAUCAUAAACCCAUAACGGUUUUGCUUCCUCUUUUUAUCCUUCAUUCUCACAUCUAUGCUGUCUUUGGAAGAGAUCAAAGUUCUCCAAAAAACCAAGCCCUGUGUGUCUCUUACAUAGCAUUCACUUUUGUCGUUUCUCAAGAAUUUGAACUCGUUUGAUAACCACAGAACAUCGAAGAUACCUUUUUUUCUGUAUAUUUAGUAUAUAAAUUGACCCAUUUUUGAGCUUUAAUUUCUGCAAACGAUUCUUCUUCUUCUCCAUCUAAUGUUUUUUCCCGAAGAAGAAACCUGGUCGGGGAAAGAGAUGGAGCCUCUGUAUAAUCAGCUUGACAAGUACUCUUACAAGGAGUCCCUUAAAGCCCUGGAAGCUGAUAUACAAUAUGCCAAUACCUUGGCAGCAUCAAUUCCAAGAGCCAAGGGUGGUGCGCGUGUUCAAAUGAAAUUAGUUUGUAGCCAAUUCACGCCUUUGUUUCUGUUUCUGCUCCAGUGGAUGGAUUUCUCUUGUGCCUGCCUACUACAGAGAUAUCUAAACCUCUUCCACAUAAUGGUGUACAAGGUAUGUCAAGACGGGAGGCGUAGCAUUUCUUCGCAUGGGAGGAAAGCAACAAUUGGGCAAUUCUAUGCUGUCAUAUUGCCCUCUCUACAACAGCUCAAUAGUAAUUCUCAUGAGGGAGAUUGCAGCAUUGACAUGUUUGGAAGAAAGAGAGUGGAAGAAAAGAAGUUCUUCUCUGAUAUGGAUCUGGAGAGAGAAGAUGAAUGUGGGAUUUGCAUGGAGCCAUGCUCCAAGAUGCUCUUGCCUACCUGUUGCCAUACCAUGUGCAUUAACUGCUACCAUGACUGGAAUACAAGGUCAGCAUCCUGCCCAUUUUGCCGGGGUAGCAUAAAGAGGGUUAAAUCAGGAGACCUAUGGGUUCUCACCAGCAACAGUGAUGUGGUUGACAAAGAGACAGUGGCCAAGGAAGACCUACUGCGGUUCUACCUCUAUAUUGAUAAGCUGCCAAAAGAUAUUCCAGAUACCCUUUUCUUAGUGUAUUAUGAGUACCUAAUCUGAUCAAAGGGAGAUCCGAAGAAUAAUGUACAGAAAGGGUAUCCAAUCGGACGUACAGAAAAAGAAAAGCCGACCGUAGCUUGUAAACAGAGUCUGGUGAGAAAAAAUCUCCUAGUUAAGACAUCAAAUGAUCUCAUCCUCUCUUAUACUUGUGUAGAACUGUGUAAGCCUCAAAGAGGCUCCAAAAAUGAAUGAAAGUUGAAUUUCUCAUGUCAAAA